Molecule: messenger RNA, 3002 nt
Organism: Capsella rubella
Lineage: Eukaryota; Viridiplantae; Streptophyta; Magnoliopsida; Brassicales; Brassicaceae
Product: histidine--tRNA ligase, cytoplasmic
Exons: 6
Coding region: 136-2796 (886 amino acids)
Biological process (GO): mitochondrial translation; histidyl-tRNA aminoacylation
Cellular component (GO): mitochondrion
Molecular function (GO): ATP binding; histidine-tRNA ligase activity
Source: RefSeq, a predicted model, not a curated record
UAUUCGACGGAACCGAAACGAAACCGGCGAGACUCGAGAGAGAGUGAGAGGAGACCUUGGUUGGCGUCGAGCAAGCAGGUGAUAUACGGAUCCCAUCAAUCUCUGCGGCGGCUUCAGCUCUGUAAGUGUGUAAUAAUGGCAGCGGAGAGAUCUACCAUCACUCUCGGAGGGAAAGGAUCGUCUUUCACUUGUUCCUCCGUUUACAAGAUUGCUUCUGGCCUCGCUAGUGUACGAAUCGACUCUUCUGCGAUCGAGAGAUUCUCCACUAGAAACACUCCAUCGGUUAAACGGCUCUCCUUUGGUAUCCCUGAAGGCUUAACGGACCGAGAAACCCGAGCUUCUUUGGCUGUAAUCUUAAACAAGCUCAUUUUGUCGACUUCUGCUCCUCCUUCUUCCUCCACCCCUCGUUCUUUUCUCCCACUUAAGAUUUUGGACAUUUUGAAUUCCAAUGCUGAGAGUUUCGAUUCCGGUGAGAUUGAUUUGACAGAAGGGGAAAACACUGUGUUGGAGAAGUCUUUUGCUUCGUUGAUUGGACUCUGUUCUAUUAUAGAUCACAAAUCAACUUCUCUUUCCCAGAUUGUGGAUUCUGUUGCUGCGUUGAGUUGUGAGGUUACAAAGGCUGAUAUAGCUUCGUUUAGCUCGUUGGAUUCUGGGGAUGGGAAUGGUGAUAAAGAUGUGAUUGGUGUUGCUGGUGAUCUCAAGGUUUUGCUUAACGGGUACAAAGGUACAGGCAAAUUAGAAAUCGAAGAGAUUUCGAAAAUUCCUUGGAUUCACGGGAAAUUCAGGUAUGCGGUGAAAAGCUUGCACUCUGAUGCUCGGAGAGAAUUGAAUUCCGGUGUUAAAGGAGGCAAAACUGGAUCUGGAAACACUGGAAUUGGUGAGGCUUUAGGAACAACAUUGGCACCUUUGUUGACAGCCAUUAAAAACUUAGGAGUAUGUUCGUUCCUUCGUUCUAAGCUCUGUUUUGAGUCUAUUGGGAAUGAGAAUCUGAAGAAUGCUUUGUCUCAAGUCUUCGAGAACUGCUGUGUUGAGAAUGAAAAUCUAAAGAGUAGCUAUAAGUUAGCUUAUACUGCUCAUGUGGAAGAGGAUUACAGCAGGUUUGCUCAUGAACUGAAUGCGUCUCUGGGAAUCGUAUGGAGAAUUGUUGGUUUGGAAGCAGUUGCUGCCUUCUUUGCUCUUGCAGGUGGAGAAUUGUUUGUUCAGAAGAGGGGAGAUGCGGAAAAGGAAGAGUCGAAGACCGAUAAGAAAAAGAAGAAGAAUGAGAAAAAAACAGUUGUGGGGAAGGGGACGAGUCUAGUUAUCCAGUUUAUCAAAGAUAGAUUGGUGAGUAACGAGGGAGCAAGUGAUGUUGACCUGAUGAAUUAUUUGAAGCAGUGGGUGGAACAAAUCUUAAAUCUUUUCAACCCUGAGGGUCACGGUUUUGAUAGCUUCUUGGAGAAAGUGAAAGAGAUUGUAGAAAGUAAUGAAAACAGGAGACUUCCCAAGCUUCCAAAGGGAACUCGAGAUUUCGCUAAAGAACAAAUGGCAGUCCGAGAAAAAGCAUUUUCAAUUAUACAAAACGUUUUCAAGAGGCAUGGUGCUACUGCACUUGAUACUCCGGUUUUUGAAUUGAGAGAGACCCUUAUGGGGAAGUAUGGAGAAGACUCGAAAUUGGUUUAUGAUAUUGCUGAUCAGGGUGGAGAGCUCUGCUCUUUACGGUAUGAUUUAACUGUUCCAUUUGCACGGUAUGUCGCUAUGAAUGGAAUCACAUCAUUCAAAAGAUACCAGAUAGCAAAGGUAUACAGAAGGGAUAAUCCAUCGAAAGGGAGAUACAGAGAGUUUUAUCAGUGUGAUUUUGAUAUCGCUGGUUUGUUUGAACCAAUGGGACCUGAUUUUGAAAUUGUCAAGAUAUUAACUGAACUUCUCGAUGAAUUGGAGAUUGGAGAUUAUGAGGUGAAACUGAAUCACCGCAAGUUGCUUGAUGGAAUGCUGGAGAUAUGUGGAGUACCUCCUGAGAAAUUCAGAACCAUCUGUUCAAGUAUCGACAAGUUAGACAAGCAAUCAUUUGAGCAAGUGAAGAAAGAAAUGGUGGAGGAGAAGGGCUUGUCUUCAGAGAUUGCAGACAGAAUUGGCAACUUUGUUAAGGAGAAGGGAGCUCCUUUGGAGCUAUUGUCUAAACUGAGACAAGAAGGGAGUGAGUUCUUAGGGAACCAGUCAUCAAGAGAAGCUCUUGAUGAGUUGAGUAUCAUGUUUGAAGCUCUUGAAAGAUCAAAGUGCAGUCGCAGAAUAGUGUUUGAUCUAAGUCUAGCAAGAGGUCUUGAUUACUACACUGGCGUCAUCUUUGAAGCCGUUUGUAUAGGAGCAGAGGUUGGAUCAAUUGGUGCUGGUGGGCGAUACGAUAACCUAAUAGGAAUGUUUGGAACAAAGCAAGUCCCAGCGGUUGGGAUGAGCCUUGGAAUCGAGCGAGUGUUUAACAUAAUGGAAGAACUAAACGAGAAAAAGAAUCAAGUGAUACGACCUACGGAGACACAGGUAUUGGUUAGUAUAAUGAAGGAUAAUAAACUAGCGGAAGCAGCGGAGUUGGUAAGUCAGUUAUGGGAGGCUAAGAUCAACGCAGAGUAUCUUGUGAGCAAGAGGAAGUCGAAGCAUUUUGAUCGCGCCAAAGAAUCUGGAAUUCCUUGGAUGGUGAUGGUAGACGAAGCGGAACUCAGUAAAGGUGUUGUGACAUUGAAGAAGUUAGUGAAGGGAAGUGAAAAGGAAAUUAAGGACGUUUCUAAAGAUAGUUUCGUUGGGGAAUUGUUGAAAGAACUCAGUUGAUCAUACUGUGUUGCAUUCGCGUUUUUGCAUUUUUUUUGGUUGUUGCUGUUUUGAAUCUAAUGGGAAAACCAUGACUUGACUGGUGGUUGGUUAUUAGAGAUGAGAACUUAAAGAGAUUUUGAUAAUGUUGAUGAGAGGGGUUUCCCGUAUUUUAACUGUCUAGAGGAUUGAUAUUAUUAGUUGAUAACCGACCUGAUUGAUCUUAA